CAAAGUAGCGGUACUCUUACUGCAGCUCGUGCGAGCGCGUGUGUGUGUGUGUGCGAGAGUGCGCGGUGUGCGUGUGUGUGUGUGUACGGUGGGGCAGCCUUAAAUCACGUGCAUACAAAAAAAAGAAGCACGGCAUUUAUUUACCUUUGGAUGCCACUAUAAAAGCAAACAAAAAACAGGGGACGCCGACGCCCAGGUUCGCUGUAAUUCAAAGUUAGUAAAUGCUAAACAAUCCCUUGCGUGCAUGCACAAGUUUUUUGGUUCUAAUCAAUACUUGGCAGACGGUCAUUUGGGUUUAAUUGCCUCAAGAAAUAGGCCCGCAAAACUCUGGAGAACCGAGAAUAACAAUAAUAACACCUGCAAAAAGACCAUGACGGCCAAGAGCGAUAAAGAUAUUCUGGCCAACUCCAUGUACGAGGAUGACCCCAAUGGCAACUCAGCGCCCGCCGCCACAGAUGACCAGGAAUCGGCCCAGCCGGAUGAACUGAAGGUCACCUCAUGUGCCGUAGCCACAUCAUCGCCUGGUGCCGCCACAAUAACUUCGACUUCUCCGCGCUGGGGACCCCAGAAUAAGGGCGCCCAGGAACUAGCCUCUUUGUACAGUCCAGGCAAGCGUGCCCAGGAAAUCAUUUGCGUCUACACUUGCAUUGGCCUCAUGAUUAUCAACCUGGCCUUAAUUGUCAGGCACUUGCGUUUGGAACGGAUAAGUGUGGCUUUUCUAUCUGCUUUAUGUGGCAUAAUAACGGCCGACUUUGCCUCUGGUUUGGUCCACUGGGCGGCAGAUACAUGGGGAUCCGUGGAUUUACCCAUGAUUGGAAAGAACUUCCUGCGACCUUUUCGAGAGCAUCAUCUGGAUCCCACUUCGAUAACGCGUCACGAUUUCAUUGAGACAAACGGCGACAAUUUUAUGGUUGGCAUACCGAUCCUUGGCUAUUUGGCUCACUACUUCUACAUCAGGACGCCGAGUGAGAUUCAGCAGCAUUUCGGCUGGAUAGCCUACGUGUUCCUUUGCUCCAUUUUCGUGGCCAUGACCAAUCAGAUACACAAAUGGUCGCAUACCUACUGGGGAUUGCCCAGGUGGGUCCUGUUACUCCAGAGCUGUCACAUUAUCCUGCCACGCAAGCACCACCGCAUCCAUCAUGUGGCACCGCAUGAGACGUACUUUUGCAUCACCACCGGCUGGCUAAAUUGGCCCCUGGAACGCAUCAGAUUCUGGUCAACAUUCGAGAUUAUUAUCGAGCAUUUUACAGGUCUCAAGCCCCGCGAUGAUGACCUGAAAUGGGCCAAGAAACUCACAUAGAUUCGCCGGCCAGCGACUGUAUAUAGGAAACUUGGACCAAGCAGCCUUAACUCGCUGAAAGUCAUCUUCAAAUGUUAUCAUAUUAUCGAAAUGUUUUGCACAACGAAGUUGCUUUAAACGAGAGCAGAUUAGAUACUUGUAAAGUCAACUGAGCGAAUGGCAUACAUAGUUAUCAGUUGCAUGUUUGUUAUAAAUAGUUAAUUAUUUUAGUUUAAGUUAGUUUUUUUUAUAUAGAUGUAUAUCUAUUAUACACCUGCACACACUC
Molecule: messenger RNA, 1565 nt
Organism: Drosophila takahashii
Lineage: Eukaryota; Metazoa; Arthropoda; Insecta; Diptera; Drosophilidae
Gene: Kua
Product: Plasmanylethanolamine desaturase Kua
Molecular function (GO): oxidoreductase activity
Source: RefSeq, a predicted model, not a curated record